This is a messenger RNA of Cucumis sativus (cucumber), 2591 nucleotides long. RefSeq names its product probable E3 ubiquitin-protein ligase ZFP1. Gene Ontology annotation, cellular component: nucleus. The record is from RefSeq and is a predicted model, not a curated record. The transcript is spliced from 9 exons. The coding region runs from base 524 to 2161 and encodes 545 amino acids. Lineage: Eukaryota; Viridiplantae; Streptophyta; Magnoliopsida; Cucurbitales; Cucurbitaceae. Gene Ontology annotation, molecular function: ubiquitin protein ligase activity.
UGUUCGUUAUAAUGUAUGCACAGAAAUUAGAGGAGAGCGAGCGAUAAAAAGAAAAAGACAUUGAUCAUCUUCCUCUCUCUCUCUCUCUCUCUCUUUCUUCUUUCUCUCUCCCGGAAAAAUUAAAAAAAAAAAAAAAACCCAAAAAAAUUCAAUCUUGGCUCCGGCAUCGCCGAUUAAAUUGUUUUGGCUAUUUUCUCUCGGCUCUAAUUGUUCUGUCUUUGAAGUUUAGACGUGUUUGAUCACAAAAUUUGUUCAUGACUCCAAGAAAUUUCCCAUAUAUGGUGGUUUGUAUUCGCAUGGAUGAUUGGAAUCUGGAUAUUAGCGCUGGGGUUGGAAUGACAAUAUACAACAUUUUCUAUAUGAAAGAAGCAGGUUAAUAGAAGAAAGCUCAGAUUUACUGAACAAAAUACCUUCACCAAAAUCAUUGAAUGCUUGGCUGUAGAGGGGGAACAUCUAUGCUAUCAGAUUAUCUGCAGGAGUUUGAAUAGAUAGACGUCCUAUAUCAUUAAAUUUUAUUAUCAACAUGAGGCAGAGAAUGCCACGCACUAGUCAGAUGGUUGAUUUAGAAAUGGACCGACAAGGUCAGAAUUAUCUUCAUGCUGAGCCCUCCGUCAUUCUGCCAGGCACAUCUAACUUCCCUCAGCAUGGCAUGCAGUCUAUGGUUACAGCUUCAGGGAAUGCACCGAAUCCUGAGACGCAUUAUCUUCCUGAUCCUUAUGAUGUUUCAAUGUUACAUGGUUUAAAUCAGUACGGCAGUGUUCAACAUCAUCAUAGUUUAGGUUUAAGUACUGCAGCUCCUGGAAAUUAUUAUUACUCUUAUAUUACUCCGCCAUCAAGUAAUGGGUUAUUACCUGCACCUCUAAAUCAUAAUGUGACCGAUCAGUUGCCAUCUUCCAGCAAUUAUGGCAUUCAGACUUCUUCUAAUGGCUAUGGUAGGAAUACAUAUUUUGUGGAUGAAAUUAGUGAUCCACGCAAGAGAAAAAUUACAGAAGGGAUUCCUGGGAAUGUUCAACACUUGAAUGGUCUGGCCAGCACUAGUUCUUCAAUGCAUUUGUCGAAUUCAAGGCUUCCUGAUGAGGUUGCUAUGGUGGGAGCAUCAUCUUUCCCCCCGCCUCAGAGUAGAUGGAGUGGACCUCGGAAUAGUGCUAGAGCAGGAUCAAGUGGAACUAGGCGUGACUCUAUUCUACCACCUGACCACAAUCAUUCAACUAUUGGAAAUAAUAGGGGUCAACACCUUCAGCCCACAAAUUCCUCUUUCUGGUUGGACCAACACUUGCAGGCUAAUUGUGGUAAUGGAAGUGCUUCAUCUUGGAAUCAGACCUCUACUGCACCUUUCAUGCACGGAACUAAUACAAAUGGAGGUUUGUUGGAAACAAUGAAUUUGGGUGUGCAUAGAUAUCAUGAAACGGCCGGGAACAGGAAUUCUAGAAAUAUCCAACAUCCUUCUGUUAACCAUGGCCACCACAUUCACAACCACCCGUCUGCAGUUGUGCAAAGAAUUAGAGGUCAUAAUUUCCAGUUCUACCCCCAAGUGACAGCAGCUUCAUAUGGAUUUCCUUUGAAUUCUUCAUAUGGAACCAUGAAUCCUCAUAGUCUGGAGAUAGGGCGUAGGCAACCAGGAGCAGUUGCACCUACUGGUCAUGGACUGCACCGGAUUCCACGAGCAAGUGUUGCUGCUGACACUACAACUAGACAUCAUAGCAUUCCUCAGUUGAGAUUCUUGCAGGCUGAUGAGGUUGCAUUACUGGAAAUUCCAGAUUUAUACGAAGUGGGGAAUUUAGUUGACCAUCACAGGGACAUGCGAUUGGAUAUAGAGGAUAUGUCUUACGAGGAACUUCUCGCUUUAGGGGAGCGAAUCGGUAAUGUCAGCACCGGAUUAACAGAGGAAAUCAUUAAAACACAAUUAAAGACAAGGAGCUAUAUAGCAUCUACAACGGUCGUUAAUCUGGAGGAGGAGGAGGAGGAGGAGGGUUCAAAUUUGGAUCAGGAUGUCGAUUACUGUAUCAUUUGCCAGGACCACUAUCAGAACCUUGAGAAAGUUGGAACCCUCUAUUGCGGACACGAAUACCAUGCAAGUUGCUUAAAGAAGUGGCUGCUUGUCAAGAAUGUCUGUCCCAUCUGCAAAUCAGAAGCACUGGCGACUGAUAGAAAGGAACGAUGACGAUCAGAGCUUUGUUUAAAUGAAGAGGCUCUUGAAUCUUGUUCCUUACAACUCCUCAUCUAUCUAUCAAUGCAGUUAGCUGAUCUUUUGUUGACUUUUGUAUAUGUACUUGCAUAUAAAUAUAAAUAUAUGACUUAUAAGGUAACUGUCCAGCUCAUUUAUUUGUUGGCUUCCAGAAUAUGGAUCCUGUUGUAUUUAUAAUACAUUGUACAGACUUAUUUCUCUUUUAUCUUUCGUGCUGUACUGACUUGGUAAUUAAGGCACAUUGUUCAAAUUAUGUACACUUGAUGAAUUUGGAAGAUUGUGGGUCUUUGCAGGAUUAUGUGAUUCAUCAUCAAUAGUGUUAGAUUGUUGAUGGUCACAUUUGUAAAUGGGACAGCUUCAGAUUGAAAUUGCAAUUGAAGUAAUACAAUUGUAUAUGCUUCCAAUA